ACAGCGAGGAAAAAAGACCCGAAACAAUUUGACGAAUCCGCUGACAACUCAUCGAGAACAAAGAAAUCGAAAGGGAAGAAAGAGAAUGAGGGACAGGCAGUAGGCCUGCCCGGGUCAAUGGAAUCUCCCAGUGAUCAGACCACGGAACUCGAGGUACUCAGCAUGGGUGGAGGGAUAAAGAGUACGCCGCAGCCAAGGAAAAUUCGGAGGCCACGCUCAUCAAGCGUACUGACACCAGGCAUGGAGUCAUCUAUCCUGGCCAAAACCAAGGGAAAUCGGACUGUGAGCGAAAUUCUCCUGCUGAGAGGUCAAGCUGUGGGUGCUGGAAGUGGUGCACACCGGCUAGGCCUUUCGAAUAAAGUCAGAAUUGCGCCACUGCAUGCCCGCAUUAAGACGCCGCCACCUGUAUUUAGGCCCCUAAUCAAGCGUAAGGAAAAAAAUGAUGAGGAUGAUAUGGAUUCCGAAGAAGAGUAUGAGGGAUUGACAGAGGCUCAAAUUGCGGAGAGGCGCGAGCAGAAAAUGAAGGCAGCCUGGUAUAGCCCUUGAUUGUUAUCCACUGUAUAAAUACUUAUAUUUAUACCUAAUAAUGAAUUUGUAGCACUUGUACCAUAGAUUAGGC
Messenger RNA from Cantharellus anzutake, 619 nucleotides. RefSeq lists its product as uncharacterized. NCBI's taxonomy places the organism in Eukaryota, Fungi, Basidiomycota, Agaricomycetes, Cantharellales, Hydnaceae. The record is from RefSeq and is a predicted model, not a curated record. Bases 118 to 546 code for a protein of 142 amino acids. The transcript is spliced from 3 exons.